Paramecium tetraurelia is the source of this 804-nucleotide messenger RNA. RefSeq lists its product as uncharacterized. The record is from RefSeq and is a predicted model, not a curated record. Lineage: Eukaryota; Ciliophora; Oligohymenophorea; Peniculida; Parameciidae. The transcript is spliced from 2 exons.
AUGAAUUACAACAACACAGAGCACUUAAAUUAAUUGCUUACCCUUUAAAUACAGGAUACUAGCGAAAUCUUUUACAUUAAUACAGUAUACACUCCUUAGCAACUUGGGGAAUUAUUUUGCUAGUAAUUUAGCUUGGAUUUAGCAAAUGCUAAAUUAAUAACAUUAAAAUUAUUGAAAAUCAUCGAAUCUGCUUCACAUUUACCUCAAUAUUAAUACCUAAGUGAAUAUUAUGAAAGGCAUUGUGAUAGAAAAUGUUAAUCAAAUAUUUAAUUCAAAUAAUCCUAUAAAUUAGUUGAAUUCUUUUUUGAUAAACCACAAUUAUUUGAUAGAAAUGAACUAUUUCAAAGAAAAACUUAAUAAAACAUCGAAAAUAUACGAUAAUAAUAGGAUUAGGCAUUAAGCAUUCAUUGCACUUUUAAUCCACAGUUAAAUUACUCAAAUAAUUCUCAAGAUUUCAAUAGAUAUUAGCAACUGUAUCAAAAGGGAUUGCUUAAAUAAUUGGAGAGGAAUAAAAGCAAACACAUUCAUGUUGAUAAAUUAGAUUAACUGGAUGAUAAUUGUACAUUUCAACCAGCAAUUAAUUAAAAUUACAAAUAUCAAAAAAUAAAGAAUGAAAAUUUGCCAAGUCAAUUGAAUUUAAUGAUUAAAACUCACUUACUAAAAUAAAACUUAUAUUACUAUCAACUUUUUCAACUUUUAGAUAGCAAUAAUGAUGGACUAAUUUCUAAAGAUGAAAUUGACAUCAGUUAAUUAAACUAACAAGAAAUAAAAUAGCCAUCUUAUGCCAUUAUUAAUGAAAAUUGA